Clupea harengus (Atlantic herring) is the source of this 1063-nucleotide messenger RNA. Its product is annotated as lecithin retinol acyltransferase family protein. Gene Ontology annotation, cellular component: rough endoplasmic reticulum. Gene Ontology annotation, molecular function: phosphatidylcholine-retinol O-acyltransferase activity. The record is from RefSeq and is a predicted model, not a curated record. NCBI's taxonomy places the organism in Eukaryota, Metazoa, Chordata, Actinopteri, Clupeiformes, Clupeidae. Gene Ontology annotation, biological process: retinol metabolic process; vitamin A metabolic process.
UGGCAGUUGUUAAAUCCCUUCCUGGCCCCUCCCAGCAGUACCUCCAUAAAACAGGAGCAAGGGUCUACUCAGCUCCUGCACACAAACAUGGCCCUCCUCCACCUCCUCACCAUGUUCUUCAUUGCUACAAAUGUGGAAGACCACGAGGACCAGAGGGAUCAAGAGGAAGAGAAGAAGCAGAGGGAGGACAAGGACAAGGACGAGGACCGCAGGAGGCGCAUGUACGACCUGUCCCUGUACAAACGUGGUGACCUCCUAGAGGUGCCCAGGACCCUGUUCACUCACUUUGGCAUCUAUCUAGGCAAUAACAGGGUGGCACACCUGAUCCCAGACAUUGUGCCCUUGUUCUCCACCAACCAGGACAUUAUCGCUGAGAUGGUGACUAACGACCGCCUCAUCAUGGGGGUGCUUGCUAAGAGGGCAAGUGUGCGUGUGGAUACUGUGGAAGACUUUGCCUAUGGCUCAAAGAUUCUGGUCAACCACAUGGACCAUGUGUGCAGCCAGCCUCCCCUGGAUGGAGAGGAGGUGGGUCGCCGGGCGGAGAAGCUGCUGGGCUCUGUGGCCUACAGCCUGCUGUGGUUCAACUGCGAGCACUACGUCAUGUACUGCCGCUAUGGCAUGGCCAUCAGCUUUCAGACCUACCAGUUCUGUAAGGCGGUGAGGAAGGUCUUCUGCAGCAGGAAGUGUGCCCUCCUGUCAGCCCUCAGCGGCGUGGGCAUUAUGUGCUACCUGGGCUCUGUCACGCCACUCACAGCCCUGCCCACCAUCCUCAUCCCCUUCCUCAUCUGGAUGGCAUCGUAGCCAUCUGGCAGCUUUGCCCUUUUCAGAUGGGUGGUUAUCAGAUCAGCAUACUCUUGCCUUUCACUUGCCAUUUUAUGCCUUUUGGUUUGAUAAGGGUAUUUUCAACAUAACACAAGGAAAAAGAUGUGGGUAGAAUGUGUAUUUUGCGAUGGAUAUAUGGCACAUGUUUUUUUUAAAGCGCUGAAUGUUUCAAAGAAGCACAUUAUGGGCAAUAAGGACAUUUUAUUUAAGGUUAUUUGAAAGCUUUCAACAUUUUUUAUUU